AUGAAACCGACAACGACGUACUCAAAACUCAACCAGAGAGAAGAAGAAUCUUCUUGGAUCUCAGACGACAAGGAAUCCGAAGACUUAGAGACACGGAGUAGCAGAUGGACGCGUCUCUGCGCCUACGCCCUGAGUAUCGUGCUCGGGGGUAUGACCUGCGGGGUCUUAGGCUACAUUCUCCUGAAUUUAUCGACCCUGAGAACAUCGCCGUCUACAUCCGAGCUUCAUUGCGGCAACUCAUCCACGGAAGCUCGUGCCCUCGGGUGCGUAUUCGAUUUGCUCACCAACAACUGGAUGCCCGAAUACUGCUCCGACCCGGCCACUGAUUCGGAAUACCGAACAUGGGUCAUGGAGCCCCAGCGACAUCUUGGGGCCUGGGCAUUCUACUACGACAAAAACGCAGAGCAUCAGGUGGCCUCGGAGGAAGAGCUGUCAAACCUUGUUGGAAGGCACGUAUACACAACCACGGAGAAUCACCUAGCACACUGCACGUUUGUUGCACGUCGGAUGCAUCGCCUCGCCAUUGGCGAGAUUACUGCUGUUGCUCACAACACUUUUGCGCAUACAAUGCAUUGUACUUCGGCCAUUCUCGACGCCAUCAGUACUCCGGAACAUCACUCGGCGCAUCAUGCAGGCUCCACGUUUGACGUUGGCAUUGUCUCGUGCGCGGUGUAG
Messenger RNA from Colletotrichum scovillei, 675 nucleotides. RefSeq lists its product as uncharacterized. The record is from RefSeq and is a predicted model, not a curated record. NCBI's taxonomy places the organism in Eukaryota, Fungi, Ascomycota, Sordariomycetes, Glomerellales, Glomerellaceae. Bases 1 to 675 code for a protein of 224 amino acids. The transcript has a single exon.